AUGGCGUUUGUGCCGUGCCUUUGGCAGCCUUUGCAAGAGGCAGCUUUGCAAACCAGGCGCGAGAGUGAAGGUUCAACACGCAGCCUUUCUGUAAGGGGCGGGGCCAGCCUGGGCGUUGAGUCGCAGCAUCCGCAGUUCAGAGGGCUGCGCAGCGUGGUGGUCUCAGGCUUCCUCCUAUCAGCCUUUUCCCGAGGACGUGAGCGAGCUCGAAGACGUAGAUCGACGGUUUGCCGCCGUGCAAUUGACACGUUCCUGGUGCCGGGUCCAAAGAUUGAUGUGGGAAAGCUCGCCAUGGCCGUGGCACCGCUGGCGGCGCACAUUGACAUCUCUUGUCUGGUCUUUUUCUCACUGGGUGUGAAGCCAGAGAUCAUCUCCGCAGUUGCUGGUGGUUCUUUGGGCAUCCAUGGCAUGUGUCCAGUUUACAUUGUCGACUGCUAUGGCGUCAUUGGGUGGGACAAGAAGGAGAAAAAAAAUGUGGAGAUGAUGGAGGAAGGACGAGGCUCAGAAUAUGGAUGCCCUGGAGGACAAGGAGGCGAAGGUGUGGUGGUUGUUGCUUUCAGAGGUAAGCAGCAUGGAGGGGAGGACGGCGGAACUCACAUGGUGGUCAAAGCUCACGGCAAGGCCAAGUUGGAAGCUGCUGCAAGUGGUGUAAGCUACGGAGGCUAUGCGAAGGCUUGCUACAAAUUGGAGCAUUCCGGUGACCUGGUUCCUAUUGAUGAAUUUGUGGUAUCAUCCUCUACCUCUUCAGCCAUAGUGAGUUUCGACGGCGAUGACGCCGAAGAGGUGGCUGCCAGCGCUGCCAAACAGCUGCCAGCGAAAGCCAACGCGGCAGGAUACUUCCCUUGCUUUUGUAGAGGCUACAACAAGUACAUGGCGGAUGGGGUAGAACCAGAGGCUUUUGCCAGUGGAGGAUUGGAUGGGGUCCCUCUGUUUGGCAUGUUCGCUCAUGGCGAGCUUGGGCCGAGCAAGGGUGUUCCUGUUGCUGUGGCCUCCGGCGAGGCACCUGAGACGGGGCACGACGUGCACUCCAGCACCUCCAUCUUGGCUCUUUAUGCAUAG
Molecule: messenger RNA, 1059 nt
Organism: Cladocopium goreaui
Lineage: Eukaryota; Dinophyceae; Suessiales; Symbiodiniaceae
Source: the annotation of a GenBank genome assembly